AUGCCACUCAGCCAGAUCGAGCUGCCGGUCACAUUUGGCACACCCAACAAUUUCCAAACAGAAAAGCUGACCUUUGAUGUCGUGGACUUCAAGAUGAUGUACAAUGUGAUUCUAGACCGCCCAAUGCUGGGCAAGUUCAUGGCGGUGGUUCACUAUGCCUACCAAACGCUCAAGAUCCCGAGUCCUAAGGGGGCCAUUAUAGUUAAAGGGGAUCAGCGCACGGCGGUCAAAUGUGACAAGCAAAGCCUGGAUAUGGUCAAACACUUCAGUCAAGUGGCUAUCAUUCCCAAGGACACAAAUUCUAAGCGUCAAAGGUACCAAGGUGUCAUCGAGCCCAAAAACUCCAUGCUCGUAAGUCUUGCUGACACUUCUGAGUCCGACAAUGCCAAAGGCAAGAUCAACAACGGUGUUAACAACAAGAAGACCUGUGGUUGCAUCAAGGCAGUGCCCCUCAACCCGUCUGAGCCAUCCAAGAGGGUUAAGAUUGGGGCCAAUCUUGACCCCAAAUAG
Molecule: messenger RNA, 510 nt
Organism: Phragmites australis (common reed)
Lineage: Eukaryota; Viridiplantae; Streptophyta; Magnoliopsida; Poales; Poaceae
Exons: 1
Coding region: 1-510 (169 amino acids)
Source: RefSeq, a predicted model, not a curated record